Messenger RNA from Colletotrichum truncatum, 312 nucleotides. RefSeq names its product mitochondrial distribution and morphology. The record is from RefSeq and is a predicted model, not a curated record. NCBI's taxonomy places the organism in Eukaryota, Fungi, Ascomycota, Sordariomycetes, Glomerellales, Glomerellaceae. Gene Ontology annotation, biological process: phospholipid translocation. Gene Ontology annotation, cellular component: cytosol; mitochondrial intermembrane space; nucleus. Gene Ontology annotation, molecular function: phosphatidic acid transfer activity.
AUGUCUGCCUCACUAGCGCCCGAAUGCAAUGAAGUCAAGGAGCGCUACGAUACGUGCUUCUUGAAGUGGUACAGCGAGAAAUACCUCAGAGGAGCUGGAACGGACAACAACGAGUGCGCCGACCUUUUCAAGAACUACCAAAACUGCUUGACGGGGGCGCUGAAGGAACGCGGCAUAGACAAGCUCCUUGAUGAGGCACGGGAAGAUAGCAAGGAGAACGACGCAACAUACUUGGGACGCAAAUGGGCAUAUCUCGCGGUUGAAAUGGCGUUUUCCAGGGUUGCAUUUGUUGGGCGCAAUGUGGCAGUGUAG